AUGGCGUCGGAGUUGGAAAACGAUAUAACAAGUACAACCGGAGAACAAAUAUUUCUUUGCAUAUUGAUUGUAUUCACAUUUGUGAUAGUUCUCAAAAGGUUGAAUUGGGAAGAAAUCUUCCUACAAAACAUAAAUGCAGUUCAUCAUGUGAAAUCAACACAAGAAGUUUCCAUGAGAGAAGUUUUUAAUCCAUUCCAUAUUUCUUUGUCAAAUGAAAACAGGAGUAGCAUAUCAGAUGGGUUAAAUCUUCAGUUGUCAUUACUAAAACCUGGUUUUGUAAGCCUCUUUUGGGAAGCAGAAAUAGAUGAAUUUUACAAGGAACUCCAGCACCCAUGGGAGGUUCUUUAUAACAGAAUUCAAAAAGAACUCUUUCUUGGUGACAAGAAAGUUGAUGUCUCACAUUAUUCACAGAGGUCCCAGAAAUGUGAGAACUUGGAAUGGCACACAGAAAUACCAGACAGAAUCAAACAGCAUGGUAAAGCCCCUCCUAGAAGCACCUAUCCAGUUGUUGUAGCUUGUACUCUAGAGGAGCCUGUGGCAGGGGAGUUACAGAUAGUCAUUAUGCUGUCUGUCUUGCACAUUAAAGACCCACAAGUUCAGCUAGAUUCUCAAGUUUUACACCAGUUUCUGAUCACCAAUGAUAACAAAAUUACUACUCUCAAUCCUUUCUUUGUAUCCACUGAAAACUCCAGUACAGAGACAGAAACAAGAAGUUAUUACAGUGAUUCUGAAUUUCAACAGUGCACUGGGGUUAAUAGUGAAGGAAGACUGAGCAGCCAUAUUGUUUUUGACACUUGCUGUGUGUGUCAGGACGUAGAAAUGACCAUUGUUCUCCUUCCUUGUCGGCAUGGAUGUGUGUGUAGUGAAUGUGUAAAUAAAUUAGACAAGUGCCCUGUGUGUAGGGAUAUUUUCACUUCCUAUUUUAGAGUAAAAGACUCCAAUCAGCAAGCAUCAAUAUCUGGUCAGAGAAACAUAGAACAUACAGUAAAUCCUCCUGCUGUUUUAGGCGACAUUUGGUGGGAAAGGUUAAACAACAGGCUAAACAGUUUCUGUGGGUUCAACUGAUAUUUUUUGUUUUCAGUAAAAUGCAGUUAAGUUGUAA
Molecule: messenger RNA, 1102 nt
Organism: Saccostrea echinata
Lineage: Eukaryota; Metazoa; Mollusca; Bivalvia; Ostreida; Ostreidae
Product: cell growth regulator with RING finger domain protein 1-like
Exons: 6
Coding region: 1-1065 (354 amino acids)
Biological process (GO): negative regulation of cell growth
Source: RefSeq, a predicted model, not a curated record